Leptopilina heterotoma is the source of this 5212-nucleotide messenger RNA. RefSeq names its product rapamycin-insensitive companion of mTOR (gene rictor). Bases 600 to 5147 code for a protein of 1515 amino acids. The transcript has 9 exons. NCBI's taxonomy places the organism in Eukaryota, Metazoa, Arthropoda, Insecta, Hymenoptera, Figitidae. The record is from RefSeq and is a predicted model, not a curated record. Gene Ontology annotation, biological process: TORC2 signaling; positive regulation of phosphatidylinositol 3-kinase/protein kinase B signal transduction. Gene Ontology annotation, molecular function: protein serine/threonine kinase activator activity. Gene Ontology annotation, cellular component: TORC2 complex.
UCUCGUUUUGCCUGCCUGUAAAUCUAAAAUCACAAUUUUCUACACAUAAAUCCGUAUAAAUAAUCUUUGAACCGUUUUUUUUUCAAGGAUAUAUAAAUAGUAUAAUUGAUGCUAAAAAUAUUUUUAACGCAAAAAUAUAAAUAUAAAUGAAAAAUGCAGUGUGGAACAUAACCUCCAAAAAAUGUGAAAAUCACACACAAGCCUCGCAAGCAUUUCACAAGUGUGGAAGUUUAAGAAUUAUGUCAGUGAUAUGUGUUAAAAUAAAUUAAAAAAUGUUGGGGAUAUUAAUUUAUUUAUGGUGAAUCAAAUUAUUGAAAUGAGGAAAUUGGAAAAACGACAAGUUUUUAAAUUGUUUGUGAGGAGUUCUCAGACUCGAAAUUGGACUUGAAAUGCUGAUUUCUUUUGACGUUUUUGCCUCUGUAUGAUUAAUCUUAAAAGUAAUUUAAAAAAAAGUCAUAAAAAUCUUUGGAAAUGUGGAUGAAUGUAAAAUUUCAUAAUGACAUUAUAAUGUCAUUAUGUUUAAUUUAUCAAUAGUUUGAGAGUCUGUCUAGUGCUUCAAUGGCUUGUGUCUCUAGAAGAAGGUGCGAUUAAAGGUUGAAAUGGCAAUAUCUAGUUGGAUGAUUUGGGGUAGAAGCCUUCGUAGUAGUAGACCACAUCGAAGUCGACAGGAUAACGAAGACCGCUGUGUAAAGCUCGAUCUGUCAAAAGGUUUAAAUGAGAAUAUAAAAGAGGCUUUAACUAAUCUCUGUCAACGACAAGGAGUUUCGGCCGGUAAAAAACUUGCAUAUUUGAAUGCAUUCGUUAAGCUCAUUAGGGAAAAUGACGCCAACGAUUUUGGAUAUUCUGUUGAACAGCUAUUUUGUUGUUUGCGUGUGGGACUUAUUCACGAAGUUACACAGGUGCGUGCAGCGGCAUUGCGUGCCGUUCGUUAUAUGCUUAAAAAAGAGCAAGAUGUUGUCUCGAUCAACAAGUUGCAAUAUCCAUAUUUUCUGGCACGUAGUAUGGACGUUAAUCUUCGUACCGAAAUGGAAAGAAUACAAGCUUUACGUUUAGUGAGAAGAAUAUUGGUCCUUGCUCCAAGAUAUUUUAGUCCAGCACUAGCGAGAUCGUUGAUAAGUUUAACGAAUGGCGGUAUCGAUGAAAAGGAUCGUGGUUUUCACGCUUUUUUCUCAACACUCUGCGAAUUAGGCGUUCUCAAUUCAAAUCUACUGAUAAAUUGCAGUGGAAUAUCGACAUUGGCACGCGCCGCAAUGAACGGACAAAGUCCAUCAAUAAUUGAAUCGGCGGUCGGAGUUCUUUUGAAAUUACUCUCAACACCCGAGACGAGGAAUCACGUCUCAUUAUUUUGCCUCGCAACACCGUAUUGUGAACUACAUUCACCGGGUUUGGAAAGACCGAGUGAAGAUCGUCAGCAAAAAUUCACGGCUAGUAAACACGCGCUUCUGAGUGUUCUACGAUCCUACUCGGGGGUUAUUCAUUUUUGUAAUCCGAAUCACACGUCGGGUUUGAAGUCGAUUGUGAAUAUUCUCUACGUUGAACAGCAGGAUGUCAGAGGAGCGGUUCUUGAGCUUUUCUACGAAUUAUUGGGAAUACCAUUGCCCUUGUGGACUGACGAGCCGGACGUUGCACUCUCAGCAGUGGAUCCGAAUCGAGUGCGCGAGACUUGGAAAUUAUCGGAAGGUUUCAUUGCCGCUGAGGGUAAGACGAUACUUCCUUCGCUAAUGUCGCGGAGUCCGAAUAUCACCGAAAUGCAUCUUGCACUAUUGGUCUAUGUACUUUUGGAAUGCGGUCUGCACAAGGCCCUCGCCGAGGCGAUUGUCACCUCUGAUACUUUCAUCUGUGUACGAGCGGCGAUUCUUCUCGGUGGACUUUUACAUUUAUCGCAUUCACUUCUACCACCUGAGGUGUGCGAUCUCACGCCUCCGCUGCCGAAUUUGGUGAUUCACGCGAGUCGCGGUAAACAUCAAGCCCUCGCGGCAGUGACAAUCCUAGGACGUAUGCACUCAAUGAUGCGCGAACGUCCCUCACCCACCAGUCUCUUUCUCGAUCGAAUGAUCCAAGGUGGCAAUUGGCUGCGAUCGACAAUACCAAAAACGGACAUUCCCGUCACUCCCAAAAAUUGGCUCCGUCGUGAAACCUCAUCAGCGGCACUUUUGAAGAAAUCCCAAGUCCUCACAACACGCGACGUACUCGCAUGGAACUGGCCAAUUAUUCGCGCAAUUCUACACUCGAGGGAGGAUUAUUUCAAACUCCUUCACGACACCGAUCAUCGUCUCUUCAUCAAGAAACUAAUACGUUACUUCAAACCGUCAUCAAAUCAAUUCAGUCGAAUUGAGCUAGGACGCACCGCAACACUAGCUCGUGAAUCGACACUCGCCGGUAGUCAUCUCAUAAUUUGCCUCCUGGAAAUACCCGAGCCGGACAGUACCCGUUUUCUCAAUGAAUUAAUUGCAGAUAUUGCGAAUGAAAUAACAGCCAUAAGAACAGCGCAAUCAGCUCACGAUUGUCUAUUUUCACCGAGGCACAUGUCGACGACUUGCUGUCAAAAGUAUUUUCUCUUUCUUGGACAAAUGAGUCAUUCGGCGAAGGGCACAGUGAUUCUAAAGAGUUUCAAUCUACUGCAAAAAUUACAGGAACUCGCAAUAUCGACAAAUCACGAUUGUUACGUGAAAUUGAUAAUGUCGAGUUUGGAUUACACCGGCAAUGGUGUCAAUCGAAAAGUGAUGAACAAAAUAAUUUCCGAAUCUUCACUAGAGAGUACAAGACUUUAUGCCACACAAUUUUUACGAUGUAUAUUGAGAGCUAAAAUGAAGGAUGCCUUUCAAUGGGCAAUUACAAUUUUAUCGGAGAGAUUGUCUGAUACUAGUAAAGCUGUCGCUUCGGCGGCUCUUGAUAUUCUUCAUGAGGCAUGUGAGGAGCCGCACUAUCUCGAGGUGUUCUUUCAACAGAAUAAAGAUUGGGAUCGUAUAUUAAUGAAUCUUGGCGAUAGGGGUUAUUUAUUGAAAAUAAGACUCUAUUCGUUGAAAUCAGGUUUUGCGAGUUUAAGUUCACCGAGUGAGGAGCUUGAGAAGUGGAUUAAAACGGGAGGUUUUGCUGAACGCUACGUGGGAUUGAUUGAGGGGGAAAUUCAUGAUUCUCUGACGAGGAGGCAACGUGGUGAGAAUGGUAGUUACAUGAGGAGGAAUACGAAUAUUCCAAUUUCGCCACGCGAUGCAUUUAUACCACCGCAUUUAAUUGGUCAAUUAGUUCAACAUGAAUUGGGUUUGCAAUUACUGAUGAGAAGGAAUGUUUUGCAGAGAUUCGCGAGAGUUGUGCAGAGAUUUCGCUAUGAGUACGGUGUCACCGAGCAGGAGAUGUCGAUGAAGAAUAUGAAAUCGUCAAGAUCGAUUAUUGAGGAUUCGUAUCUUGUGUCGGAGGAGUCGGGCACUGACGAGGCGGCCGAGUCAACGCGUCUCGAGACGAUAAUUGAUUCGGAAAUAAUGGAAUUGUCGGAGAGUCAGACGCCGCAAAAGGCCGAUUCGUUGGUGGAGAUUCGGAGGAAAUUGAGUUUGGAUGAGUCGAGACGAACGACGCCGGAGAGAAGUUGGAAGGGCGAUUUGGAGAGUCGAGAGGAGAAUUCUUCGUUGAAUUUUGAGGGACGUUUGUUGAGGGUGAAGGCGGCGUUGUGGGUAUUGGGCCAUGCGGGACUAUCGGCCGAGGGAAUGGAGCAGUUGAAGAAUUUGGGAAUUAUUGAAAUGUUGACAUUGAUGGCGGAGACAUGUCCUUAUUAUGUGGUGAGAGCGACGGCGAUGUAUUCGUUGAGUUUGGUUAGUACAAAUCGUGCUGGCGCGGAUGUACUUACGACGUUAAAUUGGCCAUGCGUGAGAUUUAAGAGAGGCGAAGAGUGGCCGAUUGUGCAGCAUUGUGCUCCUUGUCAAUCGCCUAGUCCACCGCCUGUUCAACGACAUCAUCGCAGUCUCAGCGAUGGAAAACCCGAAUUUCCCGAACCAGUUAUUCGAAGAACGAGAAAUCGAUCGGAAAGCGCGGCUACUGAAUUGGAAGUUCGCCGUCUCAUUCUUCCGGAAAGAGGCGAGACUCCAAGUCCUGUAUCCAGUGUUCAGAGAUUAAGUCAACAAGAUGCUGAGGGUUACGCUCGCCUUCGUACUAUUCAACGUUAUCGUAGGCCAAGUUUUUCUCAAAGCAGUUUAGAGAUGUAUAGUUCGGACGGUAGAUUAUCGCUGCAGAGUUUAUCGGAAUUUGAAUUUUCACGAAGUUGGAUUGCCGAAAGUAUUUUAUCGUCAACGCCACCGCCACCAACACUGCCACCACCAAUUGACAAUGAUAAUUCGUCAUAUAUGGGAAUUUGCCUUCCGAGGAAAUUAACGACAAUGUUUCCUAAUCCUGUGCGGCCAUUGUCUAAGGGUAGACUAGAGGAGAAAUCAAAAAUUCACGUUGAUCCAAGUGGUGCCGAUGAGGAAUCAAAUUCAGAGUAUGAUGUUGCCGGAGAUCAUUCUCGUGUGUGCCUAAUAUGUUACAGCGGAACAAAUAAUAUUAAAGAUUCUGAUUUGGACUCCAAAAUAACGAGGGAUAUAUUUAAGCACGUGCAGCGUCUUGCGAAUCCUGUAUUAUAUAAACAUAGUAAACAAACAUUGUUAACAUUGCGUCAGAGGCAUCCUGAAAAAUUUCAAAACGUUUGUAUUUUUUCUGAGGUUUCUGCUCGCUUAGGAAAUAAUACUUACAGGAUACCAGCUCGUCGAUUUUUACAAGAAUUAUUUUUAGAUUCUUCAUUUGAUGCGCUAUACAAAGAGCCAGCGGAGAUAUUGAGUAUUACGUUAGAUAUUGAAGAGAAAUCAGUUCCUACUUCGCCUUCGGAUAAUUCUCGUUUAUCGGCAAAGCCUUCAGAGACUAAAAUUAAUGGUAGAGUGACACCCUCGUGUCUUCAGAAUGAUCCAUUGAGUUCGGUGCAAGAAGAGGCGACAACAACUGGUGGACAGCCACGAAUUGUUUAUCCACAAAAUAAAAAAGAAACUGCACUUAUCGCGGAGAGAUUGAGUGAUGAGAAAAUUAUUGCUGAAAUUCUCAAACCAGAAGAACGAAUAAGAGUGGCUAAGAGUUCGGAGAAAAUUUUAAAGGUAACAGGUACAAAUACUGCCAUAAACCUUGAAUAGUACUUCUUGAUAUUUCAGCAUCUGUACAUAUUUUUAUAUUAAAAAAGCAAAAAAAAAAAAAAAAA